CUAAUCACGGCGGAUUAAUAAUUUAUUGCGUCGAUAAUUCAAGGGAAUAUUUCGGAUUAAAUUUAUUUUUAUUUUUAUGCAUAAUCGAAAAUACUUUAAAAUGUGUGCGCAUUUAUUAAUUUGCACAAUUAUAGUUAUGUUGAUCGCAGUGAAUCAAGCAAAUGCUGUGAUGACAAUGGAACAAAUUGGAAAAGCUGCGCUGUCUGUACGAAAUACGUGUACAUCGAAAUCUCACGCAGACUCCGGAGCUGUUGCAGCCAUACAAAAAGGCGAAUUCCCAGAUGACAAUCAACCAUUAAAAUGCUAUACACUGUGUAUAAUGAAGACAAUGCGAACUUUCAAAAAUGGACGCAUAGAUGAAGGCAUGAUGAUUAAACAAAUGGAUCUAAUGAUGCCACCUGACAUGGCGGGUCCUUUAAAAGUGUCUUUGAUUAAAUGUGCAGCAGAACCACCUACUGGCGAUGAUUGCGAAACAACUUAUCAAUUUGUAAAAUGCAGCUACCAAACGGAUUCGGAUCACUUCUUCUUUCCUUAACCGAUAUCAAACGCAAAUAAUUAUGGAAAUAGAAUAUGAUACAUUAUAUACAAUGAAAAUGUGUGUAAUUAGCGUGUUAUAUAAAUUGUAAAAUUGUAUUAAUUUCAAUCCUUUGCGUCAAGACAAUAAUCGUUAAUAAAUUUGUAAACUGAUAGAUUCGUAACAUGAUAAGAGACAAGGCGCAAUAUACA
Molecule: messenger RNA, 726 nt
Organism: Mycetomoellerius zeteki
Lineage: Eukaryota; Metazoa; Arthropoda; Insecta; Hymenoptera; Formicidae
Gene: Obp5
Product: odorant binding protein 5
Exons: 5
Coding region: 77-535 (152 amino acids)
Biological process (GO): olfactory behavior; sensory perception of smell
Cellular component (GO): extracellular region
Molecular function (GO): dibutyl phthalate binding; odorant binding
Source: RefSeq, a predicted model, not a curated record